AGAUUAUUUGGACCAAGGGAAGUUUUUACAUGGCAUUAAAGCGCGAGUUUGUUCACUUCUAUCAAACUGAUCAAAAAGCAAACGAAAUUCUCAAUGCGAUGAAAGAAGAAAGACACUUAGUAAAACAUCCAGAUGAACUAUUUUUUCCUACACUAACUCAUAGUCCACUGCUUGGUGCCCCUGGUGCUUGUAAUGAAAUUCAUGUUGCUAAUCAUUCAGAUCCACGGAAAAUUUUCAUAGCUCGUUAUGUAACAUGGUAUCAUGAAGGUUGCAAAAGUCCAAGGGUGCGCCGUAUUGUUUGCAUUAUAGGAAUAAACAACCUUCCGUACAUAACGUCACGAGUUGAAUUCUUCGCCAAUAAGUUUCAUGAUGAUUUUGAACCGCUUGCAUAUGACUGCACAGAGUAUUAUAUCAUGAAGAAAGUUUUAAACGAGAUGACAAGUAAACAAUUAGAUCCAAGUUUCAAUCUCACACAUUACUCUAUAUUGCAUUGUUCACAAAAUCAUAUCUAAUUUCACAAAACGCUUAAUUGAUCAUCACAAUCAACUUAUGUUCACUUUCAUUUGUUCAUGUUGAUUCAUUUUAAUAGUUCAGAUUUUACUUAUUUUUGAAAACGCUAUUAAUUGUAAAACCCCCGAC
Schistosoma intercalatum is the source of this 639-nucleotide messenger RNA. The record is from the annotation of a GenBank genome assembly. Lineage: Eukaryota; Metazoa; Platyhelminthes; Trematoda; Strigeidida; Schistosomatidae.